UCAAGUCCUUCAGGCAAGCGAACGUCCUGCGCGGGGUGACCAGGGAAAUUCUCCGCAUUCUGUGGGGAACCCCAUGCGACGAUCUCUGGGAUGUGGAGACCUCAUUUGAAGGUGACGGCGACCUGUCCACUCAGCGCUGCUGGAAAUUCCCUCCCUCAUCCCGGCUUUUCCUUGUCGACAGAAGUCUGUCGCGUCACGACCAAGCUUCUGACAUACCGAUUAUCUUAACCUAAUCCAUGGUACAUUCCUCCGGCAAAACUUCGGAAAAGCCCUAAAUAUGGCACGGGAUAUCGUCCGAUCUUUACGUACCGACGGCUUAAAACAUCAAUAAACAUGCCCCGGGCUGUCAGCAGUCUCCGGGAUGUCCGACACAGCUAUAUAUAUGGAGUCACCUAGCUCAUGGCAGAGAAAAAUGUCUCCGUGAACCACAAUCACACCCAAUAUGCCUUCCCUUCGUCGGCUUCUGCCCUUUCUUACUGCGGGCUCUGCCGCUCUGGCAAGCCAAGAUGCGUUUCAAGACAAGUGUACGGAUUUUGCAAGCAAAAUAACCCUGCCUAAUGUGCGGGUGAAUUUUGUCAAUUACGUGCCUGGCGGCACCAAUGUUUCUUUGCCAGAUAAUCCAACCAGUUGCGGCACAACUUCUCAAGUAGUAUCCGAGGAUGUGUGCCGCAUUGCCAUGGCUGUUGCAACCUCGAACAGCAGCGAAAUCACCCUCGAAGCGUGGCUCCCCAGAAACUACACUGGCCGCUUCCUGAGUACGGGCAACGGUGGUCUUUCAGGCUGUAUCCAGUACUAUGAUCUAGCGUACACCUCCGGCCUAGGGUUUGCCACGGUCGGCGCCAACAGCGGCCACAACGGAACAUCUGGAGAGCCUUUCUACCACCACCCCGAGGUCCUCGAAGACUUUGUACAUCGUUCAGUCCACACCGGUGUCGUGGUUGGCAAGCAAUUGACCAAGCUCUUCUACGAGGAAGGGUUCAAGAAGUCGUACUACCUCGGUUGCUCCACCGGUGGUCGGCAGGGAUUCAAAUCCGUUCAGCAAUACCCCAAUGACUUUGACGGUGUUGUGGCCGGCGCACCGGCAUUCAACAUGAUCAACCUCAUGUCAUGGAGUGCCCACUUCUACCCAAUCACGGGGCCAGUCGGGUCAGACACAUACCUAUCCCCCGACCUGUGGAACAUCACCCAUAAGGAGAUCCUGCGUCAAUGCGAUGGUAUCGACGGAGCAGAGGACGGCAUUAUCGAAGACCCCAGUCUUUGCAACCCCGUCCUUGAGGCUAUCAUCUGCAAGCCUGGCCAAAACACCACGCAGUGUCUAACGGGCCAGCAAGCCCACACCGUUCGCGAGAUCUUCUCCCCGCUGUAUGGAGCGAACGGCACCUUGCUUUAUCCCCGCAUGCAGCCUGGCUCCGAGGUAAUGGCCUCUUCGAUGAUGUACAACGGCCAGCCGUUCAAGUACAGCACCGACUGGUACCGCUAUGUUGUCUACGAGAACCCCAACUGGGACGCAACGAAGUUCACCGUGCGCGACGCGGCCGUCGCUCUGAAGCAGAACCCAUUCAACCUGCAGACCUGGGACGCAGACAUCUCCGCGUUCCGCAAGGCCGGCGGCAAAGUCCUCACCUACCACGGACUCAUGGACCAGCUCAUCAGCUCGGAGAACUCCAAGCUGUACUACGCGCGCGUCGCGGAAACCAUGAACACGUCUCCGGACCAACUGGAUGAGUUCUACCGCUUCUUCCAGAUCAGUGGAAUGGCGCAUUGUAGUGGAGGGGACGGCGCGUACGGCAUUGGAAACCAGCUCGUGACCUAUAACGAUGCCAACCCGGAGAACAACGUUCUCAUGGCGAUGGUUCAGUGGGUGGAGAAGGGCAUCGCCCCGGAGACGAUUCGUGGUGCUAAGUUCACCGAUGGGGCGGGCUCGGCCGUGGAGUACACCCGCAAGCACUGUCGCUACCCUCGCCGGAAUGUAUACAAGGGGCCAGGGAACUACACUGAUGAGAACGCGUGGCAGUGCGUGUAGAAUCUUGAAGUGUUGUAAAUAUAUGUGCAUUACAUAGACAAAGCAUUUGUGCCUUGAUGAUUUAUUUAUUCGCCUAUCAUAGACGAUAUAAAACCUCGUUUUGC
Messenger RNA from Aspergillus pseudonomiae, 2127 nucleotides. It is a transcript of the gene faeB-2, whose product is annotated as putative feruloyl esterase. The coding region runs from base 443 to 2023 and encodes 526 amino acids. The record is from RefSeq and is a predicted model, not a curated record. The transcript has 2 exons. Lineage: Eukaryota; Fungi; Ascomycota; Eurotiomycetes; Eurotiales; Aspergillaceae.